Molecule: messenger RNA, 1502 nt
Organism: Planococcus citri (citrus mealybug)
Lineage: Eukaryota; Metazoa; Arthropoda; Insecta; Hemiptera; Pseudococcidae
Product: acyl-CoA Delta-9 desaturase-like
Exons: 6
Coding region: 239-1315 (358 amino acids)
Biological process (GO): unsaturated fatty acid biosynthetic process
Cellular component (GO): endoplasmic reticulum membrane
Molecular function (GO): iron ion binding; stearoyl-CoA 9-desaturase activity
Source: RefSeq, a predicted model, not a curated record
AACCACCUUGUGCUUGCCUGGUACCUUAUUUACAGCUACGGUGGCAGGAGCGGUGUCAAGUUAUUAAUUAAUUAGGUAGCAUUAAUUGGUUGUAAAUUAAUCGAUUCGAUUGUGCCGAAACAGUUAAUGAACUCGGACACCGCGAAUGUGUAUUUAAUUCACUUGCCGGUCGAGUACUACAAAAGAUUCAAUUUUCACCAACACUUCGAACUGAUAACAUCGCAGAUCCGAAAUCAAAAUGUCAUCCGUUCGGACCGAGACUCAGACCAAGAAGGUAUACAAGAUACCUGCUAAAAUCCCACCCAACGCAAAACCCAUCGACGCCGAAGAAGAGCAGCGUGAUUUAAUCAUAGAAAAAACCGAAGAUGUCGUCAUUGAAGAAAAACCCUACAAGAUGGAAAUCGUCUGGUUCAAUGCGAUCGGAUUCUUAUUGCUGCAUUUGGCGGCUUUAUACGGAACUUAUUUAUGUAUAUUUAGCGCGAAAUUUCUAACCACGCUUUGGGGAGUAUUUACAGCGUACUUGGCUGCUUUGGCGGUAACAAUGGGAGCUCACAGGUUAUACACUCAUAGGACAUUCAAAGCCAACAAAUACGUACGAUUAAUUUUAGUAGUAAUUCAAACAAUGGCUGGACAGAACUGUUUAUGGGUUUGGAUCAGAGAUCACAGACAGCAUCACAAAUACAGCGAUACGAACGGAGAUCCUCAUAAUUCGAGUAGAGGGUUCUUCUUCUGUCAUAUAGGUUGGUUAAUGGUACGUAAACACCCCGACGUGAUCAGAAAAGGCAAAACUAUCGACAUGUCUGAUAUAAAUCAAGAUCCUAUGGUUAUGUUCCAAAAAAACCAUUAUAAGAAAUUAUUUGUAAUUUUCGCGAUUGGAGUACCGACAGCGAUCCCAUGUUUGUUGUGGAAUGAAACCCUAUGGAAUUCGUUUUUCAUUAGCUUUGUAGCCAGAUUAAUUUACAGUUUGAACUUCACUUGGUUAGUCAACAGCGCGGCUCAUAUUUUUGGCACUAGACCUUUUACCAAAGACAUGUCACCGGCGGAAAACAGCUUCGUAUCAUUUUUCGGUCUAGGCGAAGGAUGGCACAACUAUCACCACACGUUCCCAUGGGAUUACCGAGCCGCUGAAUUCGGACAACACUUCAACAUCACCACUAGCGUAAUAGAUUACUGUACGAAAAAAGGCUGGGUUUACGAUGUAAAAUGCGCUUCUCAAGAGCUAGUUAAACGACAAGCGGUGAAAAAAGGCGACGGUACGCAUCCAGUUUAUGGUCAAAUGAACCCGAACGAUAUACCAGUCAGCGAAAACUAUUAGGCUUAAUUUAUUGCUUGCUACCAAAAACUCGAAUCCUAAGGAUACCAUAAUUUAUUUAAAAUACGAAAUAUGGAAAAUAUCGUAUAAUUGCGCACUCGUCAUUUUGUUCUAUUUUUUUUUAAUAGCUAAUAAGUUUUUAGUCAUGUGUUUCAUUAUUUUUUUUUCUAAAUAAAUUCAUAAAAUAUGA